This is a messenger RNA of Python bivittatus (Burmese python), 4431 nucleotides long. It is a transcript of the gene DCLK2, whose product is annotated as doublecortin like kinase 2. Gene Ontology annotation, biological process: intracellular signal transduction; protein phosphorylation. Gene Ontology annotation, molecular function: ATP binding; protein kinase activity. The record is from RefSeq and is a predicted model, not a curated record. NCBI's taxonomy places the organism in Eukaryota, Metazoa, Chordata, Lepidosauria, Squamata, Pythonidae.
CUCAGCGGCUAAUAGCGGGAGUCCCCAAGCGGAUGCUGCUCGCGUUAAGUUCUUGCGGCUGCCUGCAGGCUGCGAGAUGCUGAGCUGCGGCGGCGGCUCCCAGAAAGUGCUCGGGGGCCCCGUUUCGGUGCUUGCGCGGGCGUGACUUAAGAGAACGACCUGCCGUCUCCUGAUGGACACGGAGUCCCGGGCACAGCUUGGGGCUGCUGCUAUUGCAUCUCGGGGGAAGGGUCGCGUAGACGCUGAGCCGCAGAGGGACCGACCUCUCCUGCCCUCGUUUUGCCGGAAUGCUGCGCAGGCUGUCCACUCCAGGUCGUCUCGGUGGGCAGGGGGCUUGAGCAGAAGAGGCGGCUUUUAGGCUUUUGUUUUUCAUCCUUCGUUUCAUUUGGGGAGCCGGGGGUGUGUGGUGGAGGCGACAAAAGCCCUUAAAUGGCCAGCCCGCGCAGGAGCAUUGAGCUGGAGCAUUUCGAGGAGCGAGACAAAAGGCAGCAGCGCUCGAGCUCCCGCCGGGGAGGGGGCAGCUCCACUUGCAGCAGCAGCUCCGGGCCCAAAGGCAACGGGCUCAUCCCCAGCCCCGCGCACAGCGCCCACUGCAGCUUCUACCGCACGCGCACCCUCCAGGCCCUCAGCUCGGAGAAGAAAGCCAAAAAGGCGCGCUUCUACCGCAACGGGGAUAAGUACUUCAAGGGCUCGGUGUAUCCGAUUGCCAGCGACCGCUUCCGCUCCUUCGAUGCCCUCCUCGUCGAGCUCACGAGGUCUCUGUCCGACAACGUCAACCUGCCCCAGGGCGUCCGGGCCAUCUAUACUAUCGAUGGCAGCCGAAAGGUCUCCAGCCUCGACGAGCUGGUGGACGGUGAAAGUUAUGUAUGCGCUUCCAAUGAGCCAUUUCGGAAAGUUGAUUACACUAAGAAUGUUAAUCCAAAUUGGUCUGUCAACAUAAAAUCUGGGUCAUCUCGAUCCCUCACAUCCUUAACAUCUGCAAAAAGUGAAAUAAAGGAGAGCAAAGACUUCAUUAAACCUAAAUUGGUAACUGUUAUACGGAGUGGAGUGAAGCCACGGAAAGCUGUGAGAAUUUUGCUGAAUAAAAAAACUGCUCAUUCCUUUGACCAAGUGUUGACUGAUAUAACAGAAGCGAUUAAGUUAGAUUCAGGAGUCGUCAAGAGAAUUUGCACAUUGGAUGGGAAACAGGUUACCUGCUUGCAAGACUUUUUUGGUGAUGAUGAUGUUUUUAUUGCCUGUGGACCUGAAAAAUACCGUUAUGCUCAAGAUGAUUUUGUACUGGAUCAUAGUGAAUGCCGUGUUAUGAAAUCAUCUUAUUCUCGCGCAUCUGGAACAACGAAGUAUUCUGGAUCUAAAAGUCCUGGACCUUCACGUCGAAGCAAGUCCCCAGCUUCAGUAAAGAGGGGUGGCCACUACUCCAGUACAUGCUCUUCAACAAAAUCCCCAGUCAAUGGAGCCCCCAGCAGCCAGCUUUCUACUCCUAAAUCAACAAAAUCAUCUAGUUCCUCACCAACAAGCCCUGGAAGUUUUCGGGGACUCAAGAUUCUCCCCACUUGUGAAUCUUCUUCCAAUGUGAAUGGUGUGCCUGAAGUAUCUCCUUCCUUGAGUCCUGAAGGCAUAAAUGGAAACAAGUACUCUGAGACAUCAACCAUUCUUGAGAAGUACAAAGUGGGAAAGGUGAUUGGCGAUGGUAAUUUUGCUGUGGUAAAGGAAUGCAUAGAACGAUCCACUGGAAAGGAAUUUGCACUGAAGAUUAUUGACAAAGGAAAAUGUUGUGGAAAGGAACACCUGAUUGAAAAUGAAGUGUCAAUUCUACGCCGAGUGAAACAUCCCAAUAUUAUUAUGCUAGUAGAGGAAAUGGAUACCGCCACUGAGCUGUAUUUGGUGAUGGAGUUGGUCAAGGGAGGAGAUCUUUUUGAUGCUAUUACAUCUUCAACAAAGUACACAGAGCGUGAUGGAAGUGCAAUGGUCUACAAUCUAGCCAGUGCACUGAAAUAUCUUCACAGUCUCAGUAUUGUCCACAGAGACAUCAAACCUGAGAAUCUUCUGGUCUGUGAAUAUCCAGAUGGGACAAAAUCCUUGAAACUAGGAGACUUUGGAUUAGCCACUGUGGUUGAAGGACCUCUUUAUACAGUUUGUGGCACACCAACUUAUGUUGCUCCAGAAAUCAUUGCAGAAACAGGUUAUGGCUUAAAGGUGGACAUUUGGGCUGCAGGUGUCAUUACAUACAUACUGUUAUGUGGGUUUCCACCAUUUCGUAGUGAGAACAACAUUCAAGAAGAUCUUUUUGAUCAGAUCUUGGUUGGAAAACUAGAAUUUCCUUCUCCAUAUUGGGACAACAUCACUGACUCUGCUAAGGAAUUAAUAAGUCUGAUGCUACAAGUAAAUGUGGAAGAACGAUAUACAGCUGCUCAGAUAUUAAACCAUCCUUGGGUAUCAGAUGAUGCCUCUCAAGAAAAUAAUAUGCAAGCUGAAGUAACAGGUAAAUUAAAGCAGCACUUUAACAACACACUUCCCAAACAGAAUAACCCAAAUGCAGGAGUUUCUAUUAUCAUGAACACGGCUCUAGAUAAAGAAAAUCAGAUAUUUUGCAACAAGCGCUGUCAGAACCCUGGUCAAGCUGAUGUGAAGUAAACCACCAAAAUAAAUCGUGCUCAUCAGUCUCCUACAACUGAUCACAAGUUGUCUUCUCUUGCUGCCUCUCAGCUACUCAGACUCUCUACAUACUUUGAAUCAACAUGUCAUGAUCCUGCAGGAGUAAUUUAAGAUAAGUUCUAAUGAAAUCCACAGCUAGGUCAGCUCCUGUUCUCCUACCCUUGCUACAGUACUGUAUUUUUUUCACAUAUGUCUGAAAGGGAUGCAGGUUGUAUAUACAGUAGAUUUUAGUAUUCUGCCUAUUACAUUUGGGGAUUCUUACCUUUUUAAAUGGAUUUGUGUUCAACAUAAUUUCAAACAUACAAAUGAAUUUAUCUUACCAUACCUGGAUGUACAAACUUUAAAUAGGAAUAACUGUUAAGAAGCCUCACCCAGCAAAGUCUAGAUUUUCUAAAAAAAAAAUACUAGACAAAAAAGUAGCAAAACUCAUUCCUUUGAUUAAUUCUAAAAUGCAGUUCUAGAAUGAUCCUGGAGGGUAGCAAGAUUAGUCCCAGUGGCAAUUUGUACAAUAUUGAAAGUCAAGUUGUGGAGGUUUGAGUAAUGAUGUGAAUGGUUGGUGCACUUAGUUUUGACAUUAAACGUUUUGAUUGAUUAUGUGCCAUCAAGUUGCUGUCGACCACAUAUAUAGGGAACAUAAAUUUAAACCUUGUGGAAUUUAACACAGAAUAACUUAGUCAUUGACAAUCAUUUUGCAACCAACCCCAUUUAUGAAUGACUGUAUUUUGAAAAUUGCAAUCAGUGAAGAUUUCUCUGCACAGGUUGUCUCCUGUUUCUCUUUCCCUGUCAUUAAUGACCACAGGUUUUUUUUUUUCCGGAAUAGAAAGCUUGCUGCAUGGUGCAUUAUCUAAAAAAAAGCAAGCUAGUGUAAUAAAUGAACUACUAGUUGCCCACACAGAAGGCUUUCAGCAUUUUUUUUUAAUUAGCCCACUCUUUCAGAAAGACAUCAAAUGUUUGGGGAACUAUAAUGAUAAAAUGUGCAGUGAAGGGUAGAUGCAGUUAUAUAUUAAUGCUUGUUCCAUUAUUGUAUGUUCUCUGCUUGUUUCCUUUUUUCUUUUUAACAAUUCUAAAUCAUUUUCUAUUAGCUCUUUACAUUAGAACUAAGAUCUGCAAUAAACAUUUUUCUUCAAAAGAGUAAGUAGUAAUUUAUUUUGAGAAUUUAUAAAACCAGUCCAAAAUAUGUAGUUACCUUGAUUUCCUUCAGUUCUGGGUGCACAUUAUGUUCUCAAAUUUGACAACAUACUUUUAUUUCAUAGGACCAGACUGAUUUUUCUGAUAUGCUUCAGGCAUGUAUCAUUACAAGAGAAGAAUUUCUACUGAGUCGAUGUAUACAAUUGUCCUGACAUCCAGACAGCUAUUUCCAGACAUUAACUAUUUUGUUUUACACUUCGAUUGUCUUCACCUUAAUAAUAUUUCCUUAUGCGUUUAAAUCACAAUGACUGCUAAGAGAUUUUAUUUAUUUUAGCUAUUAUAGCAUACUUUGCAUAGUCUUAAUUUCCCUGUGGCCACUUUUAGUGUCAAUUAGAGAUAUUAAUCCCCUUCCCUGUUGGUAUUAAAGUUGGUCAGCAAAAGUGCCAGGGAAUAGCCUAUUAACCAAGUCUAGUAUCAGAACAGUUGUUGAGCAUAAUUAAAAAAAAAAAUCUGGAAAUUCCUGUCCCUCAUAAUUGUAUGCAGUAUUUCAGGCUUUCUGUUUGCUUCUAUAAAUAUUAUGCAUAUUCUUCUAGAAUUUUCUAUAAAGAUUAUGCAAAGCUACACAAAGGUUACUUGAGUAAAAGACAA